Molecule: messenger RNA, 3029 nt
Organism: Perca flavescens (yellow perch)
Lineage: Eukaryota; Metazoa; Chordata; Actinopteri; Perciformes; Percidae
Gene: l3mbtl1
Product: L3MBTL histone methyl-lysine binding protein 1
Exons: 22
Coding region: 371-2917 (848 amino acids)
Biological process (GO): negative regulation of DNA-templated transcription
Cellular component (GO): nucleus
Molecular function (GO): chromatin binding; zinc ion binding; histone binding
Source: RefSeq, a predicted model, not a curated record
UUUGUGGGUUGUGUUAAAGUUAAAUAAAAAUUGUUAAUUAUAAAAAAAAAUAAUGAUAGGGAGUUGUUGGCUCACCUACUAAAACUUGCAUCAGAUGAGGUGAGGCGGGGAAGGACAUUAAGGUCUGCCCCAAAGAGUACUCUAUCUGCCAUGUGACAUUAAGCAGAUACUGCAAGAAAUUACAAAACCUCAGAGAAAGAGGAUCAACACAGCUGCCCUGUGUUGGCCAUCACAUCAGUCAAAAAGUCUUCAAUGCGCAGCAAGAGGAUGUCUUGACUGGUUAGUGGACUGAGGCAGCAGACUUGUAUUUUGGACUCACUCCACGUGAGGUACUAAUCAUCUGACAGGUACAGCGCUCCGGAGUAACGUUAUGAGUGCCAAAGUGAACAUGGAGGCUCCACCCAAAGAACCCGAUCGCACACCUUUGGACCCGUCCUCAUCGUCCCCCAGCGAGACCGUCCUUGUCUGUGGGAGUGAUGGUGUGGCCAAAAAGGCUCGGCCCCAACCCCACACCACUACGACUUUCCUGCUACCCGCUCCUGCUGUCGGCCAUCAGAACCUGGAGGUGACUCCUGUUGCCAUCGGAGACCCAGGUAAAGGAGGCAGGACCAAUGAGACGGGUCCACCCACCCUGACAGCACAGGUGGGCGGGGCUUGUAGCAUCGUCCACGUUCUGGAGUGGAAGGAGGGGAUGGCCAUCCUGCCCAGCAGCAACCUCAAGUUCUGUGUGAGUGACGUGGGAACGCUGAGCACACUGAUCACCCCAGGGACCACCAGCAGCACCACUGCACCAGCAGUCGGGACUUCUGGGAGAUCCGCUGACGCAGAAAUUGCUCUAGCAGACAAGCCAGAUGUGUCGGCCCCUGUCGGCUCUGUGAGAAGUGCAGCUGUGGAGCCAGAGAGGUUGGUGCCGGUCAAACCUGAAGUCCUGGUUGGACUGGGACAACUGAUCCAUGAUCCCAGAGCUCAGCGGACCUACACAGAGGAGUUACGCCGAGAGGCCAUCACUGACAAGAGGAGUGUCGGGGUAGAGAAGGUGCCAGCAGGCGGGAGGGUCUCCUCCCUUAACCCCGAUCACCUGAAGCCCAUGAGGAAGAGGAAGAGGAAGGAAUACCUGAGUCCCUCUGAUGAAGACUCUGACAUCGAAGGCACGGAUGAGAAAAUUGAUGAUUCUAAAGCAGACUGCAGACACAUCAGAGGAGCUGGAGACAGUAAGACAGAGCUGUGGACGUGGACUCAAUAUCUGGAGGAAACCAAAGCUGUUGCUGCGCCCAACAAGCUUUUCCAAGAGACCCAGAGAGUGCCAACAGUGAAGAACGGUUUUAAGCAGGGGAUGAAGCUGGAAGGCAUAGACCCGCAGCAUCCGUCCAUGUACUUCGUUCUCACUGUGGCCGAGGUCUGUGGAUACCGGCUGCGGCUUCAUUUUGACGGCUACUCUGACUGCCAUGACUUCUGGGUGAAUGCCAACUCUCCUGACAUCCACCCUACAGGCUGGUGUGAGAGCACAGGACACAAACUGCACACUCCCAAAGGCUGUAAAGAGGAAGAGUUUACCUGGACCAACUACCUGAAAAUGACUAAAGCACAAGUGGCGUCUAAAGAACUCUUUGCCAGUCCUGGGAGGAUCGAUGUGAAGUGCAGUUUCGAGAUAGGAAUGAAGCUGGAGGCCGUCGACCGUAUGAACCCCUCCCUCAUCUGUGUAGCAACCGUCACUGAUGUUGUGGACGACCGCUUCCUGGUUCAUUUUGACAACUGGGAUGACACAUACGACUACUGGUGUGAUUCCAGCAGUCCGUACAUUCACCCUAUUGGCUGGUGCCAGGAGAGGGACCUCCCCCUAACACCACCCCAAGAUUACCCAGACCAGGGGCAGUUCUCCUGGUCUAAGUACCUGGAGGAGACUGGUUCCAAGGCGGUGGCCGCUGAUGCCUUUAAAGUGCGUGCGGCACACAGCUUCCAGCCUCAGAUGAAACUGGAGGCUGUGGACAAGAGAAGUCCUGGUCUGAUCAGAGUGGCUACAGUGGAGGAAGUCGAGACUCAUCGCAUUAAGGUCCAUUAUGACGGCUGGAGUCAUGUCUACGAUGAGUGGAUGGACUCAGAUCACCCCGACAUCCACCCAGCAGGCUGGUGUGAGGCCACCAAUCACCCGCUCAAAGUUCCCCCACGGGAGACCAAAACACUGCAGCCCCAUGGUAGCAACCAGCACUUCAGUCAAAACUGUGUGAGGGAACCUCCUGCUAUAGGCCAGUCCACCUACCCCUCCUCUGUUCCCUGUAAACCCAUCAGCCACCCCAGAGCCAACAAGUACAGCUUCCACAACAGGAAGUGUCCAACUCCUGGUUGUGAUGGUUCAGGCCACGUGACCGGUCGUUUUACUGCCCAUCACUGCAUAUCCGGCUGCCCAUUGGCUGAGCGUAACCAGGGCAGGCUGAAGGCUGAGCUGUCAGACUCAGAGUGCAAGAGGACCCUCUUCUUUGGCCAGAGGACCAAGAAGACCCAUUACCGUGGCAGGAUUGGCCGUCCUCCCAAAUACAGGAAGAACCAGCAGAGGGACUACCAGGACAUGUCCUCAGAGGGUGUGUAUCCGUCACUGUUCAUGUCGGCUCUGAGCAGUCAGUCAGACAGGACUCUGUCUCUGUGCUGGGAGCAGCACUGUAAGCUGCUGCCCGGCGUUCAGGGCAUUCACGCCAGCCAGGUGGCGGCAUGGAGUGUUGAAGAGGUUUUCAUGUUUGUCCAGAAUCUAAUCGGCUGUGAAGACCAGGCUCGUCUCUUCAAAGAAGAGAUGAUUGACGGGGAGGCCUUCCUGCUGCUGACCCAGACCGACAUUGUGAAGAUAAUGAGCAUCAAGCUAGGCCCCGCCCUGAAGAUCUCCAACGCCAUUCUCAUGUUCAAGAGCACAGACGAAGUACUCAAGUGAUCCUGCCCUCACCUGACCCGGGCCGUCAGGCUGCCAAUCAUCAUGUGCCAAAUUCAUUCUGUUGCAGGGAAAAGUCCCUGACCCCUUUUUCAUGUGUUUGGUGUCCUGUACC